Molecule: messenger RNA, 1422 nt
Organism: Tripterygium wilfordii
Lineage: Eukaryota; Viridiplantae; Streptophyta; Magnoliopsida; Celastrales; Celastraceae
Product: geranylgeranyl pyrophosphate synthase, chloroplastic-like
Exons: 1
Coding region: 39-1268 (409 amino acids)
Biological process (GO): isoprenoid biosynthetic process
Molecular function (GO): prenyltransferase activity
Source: RefSeq, a predicted model, not a curated record
UCUCUCUUGAAAUUAAACCCUACCUACCUUCGCUACCAAUGGCCUCUUCACUUGCCAAAAACCUCUUUCCCGGUGGAGGAUUAGCUUCACAUCUUUAUCUAAACGAAAAAAACAUCACUACCCAGUUGGAAUUCAUGGUGAUUCAAUUCCAAUAUUACAUCACAAUGAAGCUGGAACGAGUCAACAAGGCCCUUGAUAAAGUAAUGCCUUUGAGACUCCAUCGAAAAUUGGUAUCAAUUGCUUUAACCUACACAAGCAUGCUUAUGCAUGUACUAAGUUUCCUUCUCAACCUUGCUCUCAUGUUUAUUUUUGCUGAAUCUUGGAGUUCAAAGUUAGAACCCAAGAAAAUCAGUACCGAGUUGGAAAGCAAUGGCUCUCGAGCGUUUAAGCUCGAAGAUUACAUGAAAUGCAAGGCGGAGAAAGUGAACAAGGCACUGGUUGAACUAUUACCACAGAAGGGAAGCUCUGAAAAAAUUUGCGAGUCGAUGGCGUACUCUCUUCUUUCCGGUGGAAAGCGCAUACGCCCAAUACUUUGUAUUGCUGCGUGUGAAUUUGUCGGUGGAAAGGACUCUGCCGCAAUGCCAUUGGCGUGUGCAAUGGAGAUUAUUCACACCUCGUCGUUGAUUAUUGAUGAUCUUCCUUGUAUGGAUGAUGAUGAUCUAAGGCGUGGGAAUCCAUCGAGCCACAAAAAGUACGGUGAAGGCGUUGCAAUUCUUACUAGUACUGCACUGACCUGCCUUGCCUUUGAGCACGUAGUGUCAAAAACAGAAAAUGUUUCCCAAUACCGGAUGGUUCAAGCCAUUUCUGAGCUUGUUUCCGCGGUCGGGUUGGAUGGGCUCGUGUCAGGUCAGUUUAUGGAUCUUGACUGUGAAGGAAAAGAAGUGGCUUUGGAGAAAUUGAAAAAUAUUCAUGUACUCAAAACUGGGAGGCUUUUAGAGGCCGCGGUUGUCUGCGGAGCGAUAAUUGGAGGGGCAAGGGGGGACGAGGUAGAAAGACUUCGGAAAUAUGCAUAUUGUAUUGGAUUACUGUUUCAAGUAGUGGAUGAUAUUCUGGAUGAGACCCAGUCCGCAGAAAAGUUGGGGAAGACUGCUGGCAAGGAUUUGGCGAGCGAUAAGGCCACGUUCCCGAAGCUGCUGGGCCUCGACGGUGCCAAGAAAUAUGCCAAGGAAUUGGUUGAUCAAGCCGUUAAAGAGCUUGGCCAUUUUGAUUCUGCAAGGGCUGCUCCGCUGUACCAUUUAGCUCAUUUCAUUCUCAACCGUCCGUGGUAGUAUGGGUAACGCAAUGCAUGAAUAACGCCUGGUCGUCGAUCAAAUUAGCAAUCUGAGAGAAGGUGCAAUAACCAAAAGUUUUUUCUCACUUUGCCAUGUUAUUUGGCUUAUCGGCAAACACCCUUGGACGACCUUUGGGCAUGUAUUACUUGUG